This is a messenger RNA of Callithrix jacchus (white-tufted-ear marmoset), 4364 nucleotides long. The record is from RefSeq and is a predicted model, not a curated record. NCBI's taxonomy places the organism in Eukaryota, Metazoa, Chordata, Mammalia, Primates, Cebidae.
UGGUAAACAGAAUUUGAAACGUGAGCAACACGGUUGGCAGGCCCUGGUGAACUGCACUGCUGACCUGGAAGGCCGGGCUGCCCCCUCCAUGGCCCUCGUGUUCAUUCUCGCGUCGGUCCUCGGCGGCUGCUUGUGGUGGUGACGAUGCUGCUGGCUGCUGCUGGCUCCGGGCGCCUCCUGGAAUGAGCUGUGAUUUUUGUGUCUCCUUUUGCAGCUCUGACAAGAAAGCUCACAUCAACACAGAAGGACACUUACUUCUUCAGGUCUGCAAAGGCCGCCUCUCAGAGAGGCCCAGGUGCCCACAGACGUGGCCCCCAGGGCUUUUCCCGCAGCUGGCAUGUACAACCCUCUGAACAUUUCUGAUGUCAUCCACCUUAUCUUCUUAGGAUUUGUGCUGUCUUUAAGCAGCUGCACUGUUCACCCUGGGAUCUGGGGCAAAGUGCUGGUGUCCACAUGAGGAGGGGCAGGAGGUGUCCCUGUGGGUGGGGAAGCAGUGCUGGGUGGAGAUGGCUGGCAAGGGGACGUGGCAGAGAGACGGAGGUGCAUUGCUCUAGAGAUGGGGGUGCGUUUCUCCUCCCUCACAGCGGCUGCCCAUGCAAGGACAGUUCUUAGGAGAAUAACCAUGGACAGUCAAUGACAUGGGCCGAAAUUUGGUGGGGGUUGUGGAUCUCAGCUCUCAAGGAGGGUUCUGCCCAGAGCUCCCCGCCAGGCCGGCAGCCUCCUGAAUAUUAUUCUCCCAGAGGAAGGCUCUGAGCUGACUGAGCCCUGGCCUGAUUGUAAGUGUGUAGAGGGGUGGAGGAGAGUCGGUCCAGCAGGGGGGUUCCACGGAGAAUUUCUUCCCUUGCAGGAAGUGGGAGGGAGGCAGGACAGGUAGAAAUCUCCAUCCCCAGGGUUUCCAUAUCCUCACAGCCAGCAGGCCAGCCUGGGAGGAGGUACCAGAAGGGCAGUGAGGUUGGUCUGAGUUUGAACCCUGUGCCAGCACAUGCGAGCAUGUGUCUGGGCAAGGCACGUCCUUCAGCAGGUGUUUACUGAGCAUCUGUGUGCAGGGCCCUGUGUACCUGUUGUCACAGCAACCCAACCUGCCCUCAGCCAUACCUUGGCAAGAUGUGCUCCUUUUCCAGGUGCCACCACUGAAGCUGCAGAUGCUCUGGUGGAGGCACAGCAGAGGACGGGAGCAGGGCCUGCUGGGCCCUCAGGCAGAGCCACCCUGAGGCUGCCCACCACUGCCCAGGCAAGACUUUGUGAUGCAACAAAUGGCCCAGGCUGGCCUCUUGUCCCCUGGCUCCUCUGUUGUCAGUGGGAGGGGGGUCCCUGGGGGAGGGACAGCCCCACUGUGUCCACUCCUCCCCGGCCAGCCAGUCACUUCCAUCACCUCUGCCACACCCGGCCCCUUCAUCAUCAGUUUAUACAUCCAUAACCACUGGGAAGCCGCAGACCAGGCACCGUGGGAUGCGGAAGUGGAGACCGAGAGGCUGCUGCCGGAGAAAUAUGCAGAGCAGACGAGAGGGUAAUGGGCAUUCCAGUCUCGAGGGGGACUCUGUGAUCUGUGAUUCCCUGGCCCUCCUAGUGCACAAGCUGGCUGGGCUCACCGAGCUGCACCACUGCCUGUCAGUGUGGAGAUCAUGCCUGGCACCCAGCCCAGCCCACAGAGGUGAGGAAACUGAAACCCAGAGAGGCCCAGGAAUGGGCCACAGUCAGCAGAUGGGAAGCCACUUGCCAAGGCCAGGUCUGCUGCCAGUCCCAAGCACCGCACCAGCCAUAGCCAUGAUCUCCUCCAGAAAGCACCUUGGCGCCAGCAGCUCAGAGCCCCUCCCGGUUAUCAUCGUGGGCAACGGCCCCUCUGGUAUCUGCCUGUCCUACCUGCUCUCCGGCUACACACCCUACGUGAAGCCAGAUGCCGUCCACCCACACCCCCUGCUGCAGAGGAAGCUCACCGAGGCCCUGGGGGUCUCCAUCCUGGACCAGGACCUGGACUACCUGUCCGAAGGCCUUGAGGGCCGAUGCCAAAGCCCCGUGGCUCUGCUCUUUGAUGCCCUCCUGCGCCCAGACACAGACUUCGGGGGAAACAUGGAGUCGGUUCUCACCUGGAAGCACCAGGAGGAGCACGCCAUCCCCCACUUAGUUCUGGGCCGGAACCUCCCCGGGGGAGCCUGGCACUCCAUCGAAGGCUCCAUGGUGACCCUGAGCCAGGGCCAGUGGAUGGGACUCCCAGACCUGGAGGUCAAGGACUGGCUGCAGAAGAAGCGAAGAGGCCUUCGCAAGAGCCGGGCUACGGCUGGGGACAUUGCCCACUACUACAGGGACUACGUCGUCAAGAAGGGUCUGGGGCAUAACUUUGUGUCCGGUGCUGUAGUCACCACCGUGGAGUGGAGGAACCCCGACCCCAGCCCUCUCUUCCAGAUUUUCCGCCGCGCGGACAAAAAUGAUGAUGGGAAGCUGUCCUUGGAGGAAUUCCAGCUCUUCUUUGCAGAUGGCGUCCUCAAUGAGAAAGAACUCGAGGAUCUCUUUCACACGAUUGAUUCUGACAACACCAACCACGUGGACACCAAGGAGCUAUGUGAUUAUUUUGUGGACCACAUGGGUGACUAUGAGGACGUCCUGGCCUCCCUGGAGACCUUGAAUCACUCUGUCCUGAAGGCCAUGGGCUACACCAAGAAGGUAUAUGAGGGCGGGAACAAUGUGGACCAGUUUGUGACCCGCUUCCUCCUGAAGGAGACGGCCAAUCAGAUCCAGUCACUGCUCAGCUCCGUGGAGAGUGCGGUGGAGGCCAUCGAGGAACAGACCAGCCAGAUCCGACAGACCCACAGCAAACCCAGCCACAGUGUGGCACAGACCUGGUGUGGAAGCCCCACUCCCCGCUCUGCCCCCAACCACAAGCUGAUGGCCACAGAACAAGGCAGGAGUCUUCCAUCUGCCGCUGAGGAUGCAAAGGAAGAGGGCCUGGAAGCUCAGAUCAGCCGCCUGGCAGAGCUGAUUGGAAGGCUGGAGAGCAAGGCACUGUGGUUUGACCUGCAGCAGCGCCUCUCGGACGAAGACGGCACCAACAUGCUGGUCCGGCAGGAGAUGGCUGUGUGCCCCGAGCAGCUGAGUGAGUUCCUGGAUUCCCUGCGACAGUAUCUGCGGGGCACUGCGGGAGAGCAGAGCUGCUUCCACAUCGCUGCCGUGAGGCUCUCAGACGGCUUUACCUUUGUUGUCUACGAGUUCUGGGAGACGGAGGAAGAGUGGAAGAGGCACCUGCAGAGCCCCGUGUGCAAGGCGUUCCGGCAUGUCAAGGUGGACACGCUAAGCCAGCCCGAGGCCCUCUCCAGGAUCUCAGUGCCAGGCUCGACGCCCAUUGCGCAGAUGAGGCACAAACCUGCAAAGAACACACGGUCACCCCCAGCUCUUCAUCAUCAAGCCCAAAGCAACCAAGAAGUCCUGGGAGCAGCCCUCAGGGACACAGAAGGCCAGCAAGGCGUCUGCCCACAGGCGCCCAUGCUCAGGCCCCCUGGUGAGGCAACGCAGUGGAACUGGAAGGAAAGAUGGGGCUGGAGUCCCAGCUCAACAUGCCCCUAGUGACUUGGCCAGAGGUCUGGCUACAACUGGCUUCCCAAAGCCUUGUCUUUCAGGCAACCUUGAUAACACCCCCUCCACGGCAGGGUCUGCAAGAAGACGGUCAGGGGCCAUGCCUGACACCUAAGUGCUCAGUAACUGGCAGCUACCCCGAUUUUAUUUUUAAUGGGUCUGCUGGGAUUCAAGACGUGUAGCUCAGCCUAAAGCUCCCGUGGGAUCCUCUCAUCCCAAACCUGUCCUGGGCAGUCCUUCCCAACAGAAAAUAGCCAGAGCUACAACCAGGUACCUGGUUACAGAAUCAGAACCUAAUCGAGAAUCCCAGACCAGGGAACUCGGGAGAAAACCACGUGGCCACACCCUCACCUCUGAGAAACUUCACCCAGAGCCUGAGGGAGGAGCCAUGUAGCCACACCCCCAGCCCUGAAAGCCCCACCCAGAGUCUGAGGCAGGUGCUGUGGUCACACCCCUUAUCUCUGAAAGCUCCACCCAGAACCUGAAGUAGAGUGGGUGGCUGCUCUCCUACCCUCCCUUCUCUUCUCCAGUUUUUAUCCCUUAAUCCCAGUAAAUGCCAAUUUACAGGAGCUAGGGCAGGCAGGGUUAGAGUCUCAAGGCACUACAUCAAAGACAACCCCUGAAUUCACCUGCUAAGAACUCAUUUUUCAUACUUCACACAUCAGUUGGCCUCUUCGAUAACCAAGGUUUCUCUGUGGCCCUCAGUUCUUCCAUCCUGGCUACUGAAGAAGCUGUCAUCACCCACUUACCUGGGACCCUGAACAAUGUUUCAUUUCCCCAUUAGAGAUUUGGAAAACCGG